This is a messenger RNA of Echinops telfairi (small Madagascar hedgehog), 1964 nucleotides long. It is a transcript of the gene LTBR, whose product is annotated as lymphotoxin beta receptor. The record is from RefSeq and is a predicted model, not a curated record. Gene Ontology annotation, molecular function: ubiquitin protein ligase binding. Bases 58 to 1320 code for a protein of 420 amino acids. NCBI's taxonomy places the organism in Eukaryota, Metazoa, Chordata, Mammalia, Afrosoricida, Tenrecidae. Gene Ontology annotation, biological process: immune response; positive regulation of canonical NF-kappaB signal transduction; hematopoietic or lymphoid organ development. The transcript is spliced from 10 exons.
AGGACUCCCAGCCUCCUUCCAGGUCUCCUCGGCCGUCCGAUCAGCCAAGUGGCCGCCAUGCGCCUGCACUGGGCCGCCCUCCCCGGCGGCCUGGCCUGGGGGCCCAUCGUGAUGGCGCUCUAUGGGCUCCUGGCAGCGCCCCAGCCCCGACUGGUGCCACCCUACCCCUCGGAGAACCAGACUUGCCAGGAGCAGAACAAAGAGUACUACCACACCAGUCAUGGGGUCUGCUGCUCCAGCUGCCCCCCAGGCACCUAUAUCAGCACUGAGUGCACCCGCAGUCGGGACACAGAUUGCUCCCCGUGCGCCCCGAAUUCUUACAACAAGUACUGGAACUACCUCACCAAAUGCCAGCUGUGCCGCCCGUGUGACCUGGUGAUGGGCUUCGAGGAGGUGAAGCCUUGCACCAGGACCCAGGAGACACAGUGCCUCUGUCAGCCAGGAAUGUACUGCUGGGAUCCCACGUGUUCAUACUGCGAAUCACUCUCAGUCUGCCCACCUGGCACUGAAGUUGAGCCCAAAGAUGGAAACAGAGGGACAGACAACAACUGUGUACCCUGCAAGGCAGGACACUUCCAGAACACCUCCUCCCCCAGCGCCCGCUGCAAGCCCCACACCAGGUGUGAGGACCAGGGCCUGGUGCAGGCAGCUCCAGGAACCACCCAGAAUGACACUAGUUGCAGCCAUCCCACAGGGCGGCCCCCAGAGAUGCCAGGAACUCUGUCUGUGCUGGCCGUGCUGCUGCCCCUGGUCUCCCUCUCUGUCCUCGCCCUCGGCGUCGCCUGCACCUGGAAGAACCACCCCACUCUCUGCCGGAAGCUGGGCUCCCUGCUCAAGAGGCAUCCAGAGGGAGCAGACAAUGGUGAUGUCAGCUGGGAGCCUCUACCCACCAACCCCCCUGGCCUUGACAUGGUAGAGCCACUUCUGCCCAACGUGGAAGACUUGCCCCCAGGCCUCACCGGAUGCCCACUCACCCCAGUGCUGGAGAACGAGGUUCUGCAACAGGAGAACCCUCCGAGUCUGCCCAUGGUGCCUGAGGCGGAGCUAGGGGAGCAGAGUCCGGUGGCCAACGGCCCCAACGGUAUCCACGUCGCUGGAGGGUGUAUGGCGGUCACUGGCAACAUCUACAUCUACAAUGGGCCCGUAAUAGGGGACACCCGAGGCCCUGGAGAUCCCCCGGCACGGGCACCUCCGGAGCCUCCAUAUCCCAUCCCAGAAGAGGGUGUCCCUGGCUCACCCAGCCUGGCUACCCCCCACCAGGAGGAUGGCAAAGCUUGGCACCUGGCUGAGACAGAGACACUGGGGGGAUGCGCUCUCUGAUGGGGUCUGGGGGCCCGUUCUUCACUCAUGCUUGAUGGUGUCUGCAAAAGUAAGAAGGGAGACUCCGGGAACCUUGUCCCCUGAGGCCUGCUCCCCACCCUACACACACACACACACACACACACACACACACACACACACACACACACACACAGGGGUCCUAUCUGCAGGGCUAGGCAUCAGGCCCUCUGGAGAGCAGGGCCGGAUUUUGGCUGGGAACAGUGACCUGCGCAGGACUCAGACACCACCUGGCAGACCUGGACCCUCCUGCAGGCCCACCUGCCCACUGGGCUGCACCAGCUCAGCUUCAGGCCCGGACAGGGCAGAUGUGCCAACUGCUGCCACACAGCACCCUGAACCUGAGCAUGGAGACCAGCAGGGUCACUUCCCAGGACCUCCAACGGGCUGGUGGUGCUUAACCCCACGCUUCAGAGGCCCUCGAGGGCCCACGCUGCACGUGAGCCGAGGUACCCCCGGAUGUGGAGAGCAGGGUGUAUGGGGGGCCUUCAAUGCUGCCUCCUUGAAGAGGAAAGGGAGUUGUUAAAAACUAGGGGUUUGGGUAGGGGUGCUGGGGAGAGUUUUGUAAGGGGGGUGUAUUUAUACAUUGUAACCACGUGCCAAUAAAGUGGAGCUUGUGACCCUGA